Budorcas taxicolor (takin) is the source of this 759-nucleotide messenger RNA. It is a transcript of the gene SHLD3, whose product is annotated as shieldin complex subunit 3. The coding region runs from base 1 to 759 and encodes 252 amino acids. Gene Ontology annotation, biological process: negative regulation of double-strand break repair via homologous recombination; positive regulation of isotype switching; positive regulation of double-strand break repair via nonhomologous end joining. The transcript has a single exon. The record is from RefSeq and is a predicted model, not a curated record. NCBI's taxonomy places the organism in Eukaryota, Metazoa, Chordata, Mammalia, Artiodactyla, Bovidae.
AUGACUACAGAAGUAAUACUACAUUAUCGACCAUAUGAGAGUGAUCCCACACAACUGCCAAAAAUUGCAGAGAAAGCAAUUCAAGACUUUCCUACACGUCCGCUAUUGAGAUUUAGUCCUUGGUUUCCACGUGAUGGGUCCAGACUUCCACUCAAACCUAAAAGAUCACCGCCUGGGAUUUCUGAAGAGACAGCUGAAGAGAUGAGACAGUACUUAGCCAUUUCAGAACAUAGUAUUAAAUCACAGAGUUAUGAUUGCACAGUAGAUCUGUUGGAGUUUCAGCCUAAUUUGAAAAGAAAGAAGCACUUAAUCCAGUCACACACGCUGAAUGAACAGACUAAUUCUGGAAGUCUGGAGAAACAGGCAGAAAGAGAAAAACGGCACAAGAAAAGGUCUUGGAGUGUAUCAUCACUUCCCAGCAGUAACUGUACUGAAAAUAUUUCUCCUUUGUGUAAAGAAUUGCGAGAUAAUCUAAAGUCACUAAAUUUGCACUCAUUUUAUAGAGCAAGAUGGACAAUAGAACACACUAUUUGUAACAGCCAGACUCUGGAAGACAUUUGGGCAAAACUCAAUCGAAUUAUCAGGCACAAUGAACUUCCAUCUUGUAAUGCUACAAUUCAGAGACAUUUAGGCCAGAUAUGGGUGUUCUGUGAUAUUAUGUACUGUGAAUAUGUGGGGAAUCUUCUUAAAGGAAGAUUAGCUCUUACUGGGAAAAUUAAUUUAUUUGUGCGUAAAUAUGGUGUUAUUUUUAGUAUGUAA